AGAUAUAUAAACAGUAGCAAGAGAAGAGCUAGCUGCGUUUUUUCUGAGGUUUAGCCUACGGCCACAUCUCAUCAAAAGUAGCACCGAGAUCUACAAGUGGAAAUGAAUUUUCUUCUGUCGAUAUUCGUAUGCGCUCCUGUCUUUGUGACAUGCUUUUCUUUAUGCCCACCAAUCGUAUGCGACACUUAUAUGUGCAAAUUGAUCGAACAUUGUGAUGGACGAAUUGCACCGAAGGGUGGAUACUGCGGCUGCUGUGAUUCUUGCGUGAAACAGUUAGAGGAAGGUGAUUUGUGUCCCUCUCUUCCUCUGCUAGGAGCUCCAAUCCAAAGCGAAUGUGGUGAAGGAUUGUAUUGUGAUAAGGAGACAUCACUCUGUACCAAGUUUGGCGGAGCUUGCAAAGAGGAGUAUGAUAGCAAGAAGCAAAUCACCGACCCAAUGCUAGGCAUGGAUUUACCUGAGUGCGAAGACGAUGGAUCGUACAAACCAAAACAAUGUUCAGAAUCCGUAUGUUACUGUGUAAGUGCCGACGGCAAGCAAAUCGGAGGUGCCACUUAUCGAUGGGAGGCCGAUGAUGUCAAGUGUGAAUGUGCAAGAGAACGGUAUGAGGUAACGAUGGGCCCGCAGCGUCUGGGACAGUUCGUCCCACAGUGCGACGAAUCCGGGGACUACAAGUCUAUCCAAUGCCACGGGUCUGUGUGCUACUGUGUGGAUAGAAGCUAUGGCAACAAGAUCGAAGGAUCAGAAAGGCACAUAUCUGAAUUAGGCAACUUUGAAUGCUAGAUACUAAAUAUUUCACUGUGAGUGUUGGUAAUAAUAAAUUCAUUUAUAUCGUUCAAAUGUUGAAAUUAUAGUAAUAUUAAGUUCUUAGCGUGUCCAUGCACACACAAGCUAUAAUAGUGUGAUGAUUAAUCUGGUUGCGUACUGGUACUGGUACAAAUAGCCGUCUUUUCAAAGACAUUUGGUAGACAUUGACUUAAGGUUGUCAUUAGAAGGAUACUGCUUCUAGAACUAAAUAAAUUGAUGCGAACCAACAGCAACAUUGUCAGGGUGAUAGGAUAAGCUUUAUCCAGUGCCGGCCGCUACGAGGACGCUCUUAUUGUAGUUUAAUGGGCAUACUGCCAUAAUGAUUUAACAAGAAAAAUUGCUCUGUAUAAACGUAUCAGUUUGUAUUUUAAUUUUGAUGAUGCUUUGAGAAUAACAGUUUAUUUUUAUUAAAUGAAAAUUAUAUUAGAAAUUCUAUUGUCAUAAUUUGUCUUAUAUUCUACAUUUUGGAAGUUGCACACUAUGUAAUAUCCGGUUGGAUAUUGAUUUAAAUAUUUAACAUUAUUUCCAUAUCCUGUAUUAGGCCUAUAUAAAUAGAUAGAUGUAUUGGAAGUUUGGAAUUAACAACAACCA
Molecule: messenger RNA, 1395 nt
Organism: Anneissia japonica
Lineage: Eukaryota; Metazoa; Echinodermata; Crinoidea; Comatulida; Comatulidae
Product: equistatin-like
Exons: 5
Coding region: 103-780 (225 amino acids)
Biological process (GO): cell-matrix adhesion
Cellular component (GO): basement membrane
Source: RefSeq, a predicted model, not a curated record